This is a messenger RNA of Hippocampus zosterae (dwarf seahorse), 7166 nucleotides long. RefSeq names its product junctophilin 3b (gene jph3b). Lineage: Eukaryota; Metazoa; Chordata; Actinopteri; Syngnathiformes; Syngnathidae. Gene Ontology annotation, biological process: regulation of synaptic plasticity. The record is from RefSeq and is a predicted model, not a curated record. Gene Ontology annotation, cellular component: plasma membrane; junctional membrane complex; endoplasmic reticulum membrane. The coding region runs from base 1270 to 3690 and encodes 806 amino acids. The transcript has 6 exons.
UUUUUUAGGGGGGAGAGAGAGAGAGAGAGAGAGAGAGUGAGAGAAGAAAUCGUGGGAGCAAGAAAAGCAGGUUAUGCGUCAGCCGCUUCUCCAUGGGGAAACGUGGAGAUGAGCAGGAGAUGCCGAAGUGCAUCGAGGAGAGCAAAAGCAGAUGAUAUAGAUGGAUAUUAUCUCAUCAAGCUGAAGGCAACCCACGCAGAGGAUAAACCACUUAUGGACGCAGUGGAUUAAAGACCUGCAGACAGACUGAGGCAAGCCACAGGAGCAACACGGGCGGAGAUAUUCAUUUAUUCACUUAUUUAUCUUCUUUGUGUGUGUGUGUGUGUGUGUGUGUAAGUGUGUAUGUGAGACUGCAUUACUGCUUGCUGGCACUAUAUGGGCAGACCAGAAAAAAACAAAACGGCAAAGCACAAUUAAUUCAUAUUUGUUCCUGUACCCCCCCCCCCCCCCCUUCUUUCUAAGCAUGUGUUUGCUCCCUGGCUCUACGUGUGUGUGAAGCCAAAAGUGAGCCCCAGAUCGACUUAGUUGUGUGAUGUAAUGAUGCUACGCUUUAUCACCAAGAGCAGAGUUGAAGACAAACAUCAAUGUCCGAGGAAUGAAGUGCUUUUUCGAUCGAUCCGACAGCAGGUCACCCGCACGUGCAGUUGGGGCCUCGGUCCUGAUUGCGGAAGCCUAAUCUUGGAUGUUUGAUGAGCUGCCGUUGGGGAAACUUCUGUGCUCCACACGCCACAGAGGAGGAAGAGAAGGAGGAGGAAGAGGAGGAGGCGGCUGAAAGCAGGAAAGGAGGCGAGUGCUGUGGAUGGCGUAGGUCGGCCCGCGGCGGACCGCUGAAGCUUUCUCACGGUUUCAUCUCCAUCUGAGAGCGGAUCAUGGCAGCGAUGGGACCACCAUCCUCCUUUCCCACAGCUCUCAGGAGCCGGCAAGUUGCGAGUCGGUGCUCCGGAAAACCCAGUAGGAGGAUGGUGUGAAUUAUCUGCCAGGAGAUCCCUGACGCCCCUGUUCACGGCCACCUUGUUUCUUCUUCCUCAGUGUGGAAAGCUGAUUGCAUCUGAACACUGCAGGCUGUGUUGCACUGAGUGGGAGUUCUCUCCCUCCCACUCACUCCUCCCUCUUCUUCUCCUCCUCAUCGGACCUCCAGCUCAAACCCCAGCUCCAUGGACUGAUCCCUAUAGCACCAACCUGUCCUCGUUUCUUCUCCCUCUCUUUUCUUUUUGUUUUCUUUUUCUUUUUGUCGAGGCUUCGGGGGAUUUGCCGAGACCUGUUUCAUGCAUGUCCACUGGAGGCAGAUUCAACUUUGACGAUGGGGGGUCAUACUGCGGUGGGUGGGAGGAGGGCAAGGCGCACGGACACGGGAUAUGCACGGGUCCCAAGGGCCAGGGCGAGUACUGUGGCUCGUGGGCCCACGGCUUUGAGCUGUUGGGCGUCUACACUUGGCCCAGCGGGAACACUUACCAGGGCACCUGGGCGCAGGGCAAGAGACACGGCGUGGGCGUCGAGAACAAGGGUCGAUGGGUCUACAAGGGGGAAUGGACGCACGGCUUUAAGGGACGCUACGGCCUUCGGGAGAGCACCGGGAUGAGCGGCAAAUACGAGGGAACGUGGAACAAUGGGCUGCAAGACGGAUACGGCACUGAGACGUACUCUGAUGGAGGCACAUUUCAGGGCCAGUGGGUUGGAGGGAUGCGGCACGGCUAUGGUGUUCGUCAAAGUGUCCCAUACGGUAUGGCGGCCGUCAUCCGCUCCCCUCUCCGUAACUCCAUCAACUCACUUCGCUCCAGCUCGGAACAAAGUAACGGUACAGCCCUGCUUGACCGGAGUGGCGCAGGAGUUGCUGUUCCUCCCCCUCUUCCUGGUACCUUGUCCACCAGCGUCUCCAUGUGCAGUACAGGAAGCAGUGGCAGUAGUCCUGCAGUUUCUCGAGGGGGUUUCGUACUGACGGCGCACAGUGAAACUGAUCUCCUAAAGGGCAAGCGGAAGAGCGGACUGUUCAGGAGAUCCAUUCUGUCCGGGCUUAAACUGAGGAAGUCUGAGUCCAGGAGCUCUCUGGCGUCUCAAAGGUCGAAACAGAGUUCGUUCAGGAGUGAAGCUGGGAUGAGUACUGUGUCUUCAGCUGCGUCUGACAUCAACUCUACUAUCAGUCUCGGAGAUGCAGAUGCAGAGUUGGCAGCAGCUGAUGAUGAUGUGGACGCCACAGCAACAGAGACCUAUUGUGGGGAGUGGAAAAAUGACAAGAGGACAGGAUUCGGAGUUAGCCGACGGUCCGACGGGCUACAGUAUGAGGGGGAGUGGCUCAGCAACAAACGCCACGGCUAUGGCUGCACCGCAUUUCCUGACGGAACUAAGGAAGAGGGGAAGUACAAGCAGAACAUCCUGGUGAGUGGCAAGAGGAAGAACCUGAUCCCGCUCCGGGCCAGUAAGAUCAGAGAGAAGGUGGACCGAGCCGUGGAGGGAGCACAGAAGGCAGCAGACAUCGCACGCCAAAAAGCUGAGAUUGCUCUUUCCAGGACUGCUCAUGCACAGGGUAAAGCAGAGGCAGCUGUUGGAACGGCCCAGAAAGCUCAAGAGGAGAGUCGUAUGGCCAGAGUCACUGCCAAGCAGUUCUCCCCUUCUUUCCAGUACCCAGGAAAUGGCAUGGAAGUGCAACGUCCCAAGUGUCAAGUGUCCAGCGAAGUGGAGGGUGAGGUCUUGUCCAGUAGUGCCGGAACCGCAGACAGCCCGGACCUCUAUGUGAGGAGCACAGGCUCGGAAGACCCCUCCAAUGCCACGCCAGAUCUUAGUCCCCCUUCUUCAUCACCUCCCCACAGUCCCCCUGCCUUAAUUCGGCCAGCCAAACGCAGCAAAAGUGCUCGCUUUCACCGGCAGACUGCAGUCGACCACGGAGAUAGGGGGAAAGAAGGGGGAGAGCGGGGUGAGAAAGAAGGGCCUGGAGGGCAGACAGAAAUUCAGGUCUUGAUCGAGGGAGGCAGCAGGGAGAGUGAAGGUGGAGGAGGAAAAGUAGAGUACAUGCGGGCAAAAAAUUGGAUUGAGGAAAAGAGGAAAGGGCUCUUCCACAAAGGGGGAGGAGGACUUAGCGGACAAGGCACGAGCAGGACCAAUGGACACAAACACAGCUCCACCAAUCACAAGUCUCGGGACCAUAGUUCAUCUAAUCAUAAACAAACGAGGAGAGACAGAUGGACAGAGACAUCCACUUCUGCCUCUUGGACCUCCGGGCACAGGGGGGCGGACAGCAGGGGAGGACGGCUUCUCGAACAGGACGAAGAGAAAUUUAGCAAUUAUGAAAUGGAGAUGAAGCCUUUACAGCCCAGAGACUCCACUACACACAAGCCCUAUGGGCAUGCGGAGGAGAAGCACGUGCACAGUCAUUCUCACGGGGAGGGGCGCUCACACACAUUGCAACGACAGAGACAUAGGAACCGAGACGGGAGAGAAGGAAGAGAGGGCAAAGAGGGCAGAGAAGGCAAAGACCAGCUGGAGAGCGUCCGACUGGGUGACAAGAUGGAUUCUCGGCCUAUACGACGGGACCUCACCCUCUCCCCGCCUCUGAAGUCCUCGCCCAUUGCACCGGAGCAACAGGAUUAUGGACUCAUACAGCGCAAAGGCCACUCAGCCUACAGCGCUAUCCUGGUUGCCAUGGUGAUUCUUCUCAACAUCGGAGUGGCUAUUUUGUUUAUCCACUUUUUUAUUUAAGAAUAGCAUUGUUUUCGGAAUGAGCCUAGACAUGCUCCAACUAUAAACUUCUAUAGUUAUGAAGAGGGAUCUGCUGUCAAAUUUGUGUUCCUUGGAAACUGACUGCAAGCACCUGAAAAGAACGUGGAGGGCUAUAAUCCAUUUUGGCCCCCAAAUAUUUGGGUUGAAGGUGGCUAAUUUGCGUGUGUGUUCCAAUCUGAAUCCAGCUACCGUGAAGGCAACACUGCAGUGCAGAGUCCAACGGCGUAGAUGUAAGAAGGGGACAACGGCCUUGCUAAAGGGGCUGCAUAAUUCAGUCUGAAAACUGGACUAAAGUGAGCUUGAGUCGUUCACAUAUUGACUGAAAUUGGUCUGAUUGUCAGGCCACGGCGUUAUAGCAAGUAAUGCCUGCUUCCACUGUCUGGAGACAAAAUCUAUACCUUUUUCAUCUUCAAAUCAUAGUUUACAACUGAUUUGUCAUCUUUCUUUAUGAACACUUUCUCUCAUGUAUAAUAUGUUGAUAGACAUAUUUCUUUUGUAAGCCCUUCACUUCACUCUAGAUGACUCCAACUUGUUGCUUCUUCCGUCUGCCCAAACGUUCUUACUGAUGUAUUUCUUUCAUCUCUGUCAGGAAAGACAAAUGCGGGGACUGAAUUACAGCACCACCCAGAUACAGUCUUGGAGGCUGCCUGUCUGUGUCACCUCUCACACACACUCUCGGCUUGUUUCCCAUCCCACUCUUUCAGUCGGCGUCAUCUGUGUGAGAGUAAAGUGCAUGACUAUGGUGUGCCUCCACAAAGCCAUUGUAUGUUUGCAAUGAGCAGAGAGAGAACGUCUCAUAAGGACAUGUUCUCGACUCAUCCGCAUCCUGCAAACCAAUGCUUUCAGGCAGUGAAGCGCUCUCUUGUCUUUCCCUCCUACUCUUUUCCACGCCAGUCAUUGAACUGUACUUCCUCUGAGUUGGUGGUAGUUCAGGACAGACCCUCAUUGGCACAGCCUAAAGCCUGCUGUACAACUGGCAGAGGCUUUUUAGAGACAAUAUUCAAGUCUAUACCACUAUCAAUGAUUUAACAAGUGUCGGUCACCACACAGCAAUAUACACAAUAACCCAACUUCUGAAUGAAACUAAUAUGCACUGGAACCUUAAAAGACAAAUUUAAUUUGACCUUCUUUCAAAUCUUGAAUGCACAUUGCGAACUGCUCAAUUUUUUGGUACUCUUUGCACAACUUGCUGAUCUCCAGCAAGAAGCUGAAUGGCAAAAUUCACGAACGGUUAUUUGAUCGAAGAAUCUAACCAUACGUUUCCUGGAGACCCCAAAAAACUUGGCUUCCUUUUGAAGGUAUGAGUAUUCCGCUGACUCCAACAUUACAAUAACGCACUAUAGGAGGGCCAUGGCUGUGGCUGUCUCCCAACCUCAAGAUUCAGACCGCAGUGGGCCUCAUUCAAAAUAAAUCAGUGAACUGGUCUGCAUGCCGUUUUCCUCUGCUGUGGCUUGAUUGGCACAGGUGAUUUGGUGAUAUCGAACUUUAUAUCUGUUUUAUGUUCACAUAGACUAUAUUUAGUUUUUUUUUUUUUUUACCAUGUGCAGAACACUUUAAAUGUAGAUUGGGGUCUGGGGAACGCUAAGAUUACGUCCACAUGACUGAAAUCUCCUGUGACUGUGUACUGCCUCUGGGUAUAUAUUGACUUGUCAGCUAAUGGCUUUAUCUAGUAGGCUAAGGGCCAAGUUAGCGUUUGCAUCUGCUAUACACACUGCUGUGAUCAGAACUGCUGGUGAAAACGUAUGAAAUCGGAAAAGGGUCAGCAUUUAUAGUAAAUGUUAAUUAUCCAGGGAGCUGUUACUAUCUACACACAUAGACAGCAGGUUUCAACAGAAAUACAGAGAGACUGGAAGAGGCAUAAAAGUGGCCGUCCAUGGAAAUGUAGUGUCGAUAAAUGGCUCCAUAAUCUGUCGUGAAUUUUGCCUUUCGGGUCUUUGUUAUGGAACAGCGGGGUAUGCAAAAAGCAAUGAAACAAUGAGCAGUUGGACAGGUCCUUUCAAAUGUUGAGAGAAGGUCAAAUUAAGUCAUGGUGCCUCUUGGGUUCAUCCUGAAAUUCCAUCUGAAAGUCCAAUGUCACGUAACUUUUUGUGAGUGGUGUAUCUCUCACAAGUGGGUCUGAAGAAAGCAGCAAAAAAAAAUUAAGGUAUACCAGCAAGAUGUCUGCUAAAGUACGUCAACAAAUGUCUGACUUUUCUAGAAGGUACUAUAUUGGCAUAGUAAUCAAAUAAGUGGUCGUUAAGAAUUCUAUCGACUGAGUGGAACUGAAGAUUGAUGAAUCGCUUGUUGAACAAAAGUAGAAUUCCAUGUACCUCUACAUCGUGGCUGCAAGCGGUGAAAGUGCCGCCCCUUUAGCAAAGUAGUUUGUGAGUUCAAGAACAGCUGUGGAAAAUUGAGCUAUAUACUGUACACAAGGAGUAAGGCAUUUCCAUUGGGCAGCAUUAUCCUGCAUAGCACGGCAUCAGCACUAAAACACAAGUUCCAGUCAAAUCAAUGGUCUUAGUGAAUUGAAAAGCAAUUAAAAAAAAAAAGACUCAAGUAUUUGCUCAUUUCUCUUAAUUCCCGUCAAGGUUUUAUGGGGUCAAAUAUUAAUUAAUGCUUGUGUACUACUUUGUAAUUCCAUAGUUUUAUUUGAUUUGUUCAGUGACUGUGCAGGAAAUCUAUUGCAUUAAAAAAAACAACGCAUAUGACGUCUGAGUUAAAAUGCAUCUUCUUUACAUAUUACACAGUGUUAUCGGGCUGAACAGGUCUUGAUAAUAUUCCAAGCAGGCUGGAUUAAACCACUAUAAAUUUCAAUAUGUUUGCACAUAACCGUAAUGUGGUUAAAUUGUUGUACAAAGCAACGAUGACCAGAUUCAACGGUUGUAUUUUUAAUGUUUCACCAGAAUCAUAAGAUUCAGUGACAGACCAAAGUUCAUUAGUGUACUCUAAUAGCAAUCAAUCACUUUCCUGACUGAGUGCAGCAAAUUUGUUUCUAAAAUCCCUCUGGCAGAUCAGCACCUGUACUUGUUUGCAAGUUGGCUUUUAAUGAAAGUUCAUGGCAAUGUCUGAACAAUCGUGUGUGCAUCCUCCAUUCAUGUGAUGGGAUAAGAUGUCUUUGUCACUUGCUACCCGCAACUCUUUCAGGGGAUAAUGAGCUGCUGCUGUUUUUUCUGAAUUACAUCAUCUCAGUUGUUUUCUCAUUUCUGUCAUUUCCCCCAUCCUUCAUGUGUUAAAACCAUGAGGUAGAUCACAUUAAUUUCAUUCAGUUGGGUCGUAUACUAAUCUAAUAAAGGUUCUGUCGUCAUCAGCUCGGUGGCGAUGCCCCUGUUACACUGCAGCAUGUUGCAGCAUGCCAAGCUAACUCUAUAGUUUCAAUCGUUCUGUCUUCCUUUCCUUCCCCUGUUUUCUUUAUUUCUGGGAAUUACUCUGUUUUGGUUUUGUUUCAUGUGGAGAAAUUAAAGUGUUUAAAAUAAAAA